This is a messenger RNA of Elgaria multicarinata webbii, 4890 nucleotides long. RefSeq names its product T-kininogen 1-like. The transcript is spliced from 17 exons. Gene Ontology annotation, biological process: negative regulation of blood coagulation; negative regulation of endopeptidase activity; positive regulation of cytosolic calcium ion concentration. The record is from RefSeq and is a predicted model, not a curated record. Gene Ontology annotation, molecular function: cysteine-type endopeptidase inhibitor activity. Gene Ontology annotation, cellular component: extracellular region; blood microparticle. Bases 99 to 1754 code for a protein of 551 amino acids. NCBI's taxonomy places the organism in Eukaryota, Metazoa, Chordata, Lepidosauria, Squamata, Anguidae.
GCUGUUCAGUCUCUGCAGAAAGACACAUCUGCAUUAGCUGUAUAAAGAGUCCCCUUUUCUCAUUCCCCAGGCUUCACAAGGAGCUUCUUUGCGCAGACAUGGAGUUGUUCAUUCUGCUAGUCUUUAGCCUUUGUUGCUGUUAUUGCCAAGCGGUUCCCGUCAUAGACCUAGAGGACCAAGAUAAUGACUUCCUCAAUGCUAUUGAACUAGCAUUGAAAGGACACGAUGCCAGGAGAGAAGAGGGCAAUGCAUUGGCUCUUGAACGGAUCCUUGAAGUCAGUAGAGAAGCAGGCCCUUACAAAACUUGGAUUGUGAAGUAUCAAGUAAGGGAAACCACUUGCGCUGUUGGAGAUUAUGAUUCUUCGCAACGCUGCAAAUUCAUAGCAGCCUCGGAGGGAGACUCAGGCAACUGUACAGCCAUAAUUCACAUUGACAUCUCUCUAGACUUAGUCAGUAUUCAACAGACAUGCAAUAUUAUCUCAGCCCCAAGGAGGGCGGCCACCUCCCAGUCUGCAUGCCCGGGUUGCUGGAACUCCAUGGACCCCAAAAGUUUAGAACUGCUGCCUGUUGUGAGAUACACCGCAGAGCAAUUUAACAACCAAAGUAAUGAGCCUGCCCUUUUUGACGUUAAAGAGAUAUUAAAAGCCAAGUCUCAGGUGGUCGCUGGACGGAAUUACAAAAUUGAAUUUUUGGUAAAGGGGACAAAUUGUGUCAAGGCUCAAUCUCCAGUUCUGACUCCAGCAUGCAGAACCAUUCCUCAAGGUCGUGAAGGUACCUGUACAGCCAGUGUCUCUGUGGAUCUUACAGACAAUAUUGUGAAAGCGACACAUAAGUGCACACUUCAAGUUCCUCCUCCCAGCCGUCCAUGUAUUGGUUGCAGAAAGGAAAUUCUAGCUGAUGCCCCAGAACUGCAGAGACCUUUGGCAGUUGCUGUGGAAAUGUAUAACACAGAAAGUAACGAUGACUUCCAUUUUAAAGCUGAAGAAAUAGAAAAAGCUACAGUCCAGAUUGUGGCUGGCUUAAUAUAUCAAAUAGACUUCAGCAUUAGGAAGACCAAUUGUUCCAAGGCCGAGUUCCCGAAACUGAACGAAUAUUGUACUUCUACAGAAGGCAGCCAACCACUGAACUGCCAGGCUUCGAUUUAUGAGAUACCCUGGGAGUCAAAAAUCACUCCUACAGUUAAAUGCACAGAGGAAGAAACUAAAGAGCAUCAAGAUACAUGCAGAGUCAAUGCCUAUGUGGACCCUAAGUUCAAGAUGGCGCAUCUUAUACAAACAUGCAAAUAUCAAGUUAAUGAAAAUGUCCCUACUCCUGCUCCUGUGUGUGAUCAUUGCCCAAUAAACAUCGCAACUGACAGUCCAGAAUUGGAGAAACCUGUAGCAGCUGCUCUGGAGGAAUACAACUCAAAAAGCCACGUUGACUUCUAUUAUAAACUUGAAGAGAUAACAAAAGCUAAAGCCCAGGUUGUGGCUGGAAUAAUAUAUUCUCUAGAAUUCAGUAUUAGGAAGACCAGUUGUCCAAAGGCCGAGUUCUCAGAAUUGAAUGAAAAUUGUACUGAUGCAGAAGACAGUCAACCGAUCAACUGCCAUGCUUCAAUUUAUGAGAGACCCUGGGAAUCAAAAAUCGCUGUUAUAGUGACAUGCAAGGACGGACAACCUACUAAGCAUAAAGGUACUUGUGCAGCCAGUGCCAAUGUGGACCUUACAAACAAGUUUGUGCAUACUAUACAGAAGUGUAAACAUCACGGUUUCUGAUUGUUCCUGCCUCAUAAACACUGGGGAUGUCACAUUCUCACAUUUUCAGCUAUGAGGGCACCUCUAAACUAUUAUAAUUCCUAUACGCUUAGAAAGCCUUUGAAGGAUUGGCCAAGUUCCGUGAGGAGAAGCCUGUGAACAGCUAUUGCCCUUGGGAUGUAAAAUGAACCUUUUUGUUUUUACAGAGGCAGCAUAUUUCUGAAUAUUGGAUGCUUGAAAUCAAUAGGGGCCAGUCAUCACCUUUACAGCUUGCUUGUGACUAGCCAGGGGCAUCUGGCUAUGGUGGAUUUUCUUGGACUGGAUGCAAAUAUCUGUAGUUAAUAUAUAUGACCUCCAAAUGGGAAUAUAGGUGGGGGCACUUUUUAGUUUUGAUUUGGCCAGAAUACUGUAUUACAGAACACAACUUUGACUGGGUUCACACAACAUGAUAACCCACAGUGGGUUAAAUAAUCCACGGUGGUUCAUUUGACCCACCAUGGGUUAUUGAGUUGUGGGGGAAGAUUUUUUUUUAACUCAUCAUUGAGUUAUUUCUCUGGUCAUGAGGGGAUACCAACAAAAUAACCAACCGUGAGUUGACUAUUAACCCACUGUUGACUGUCGUGUUGUCUGAAUGCAGCCAGUGAUUCUUACAGGUCAAAGAAACAAGUAAGAAAUAGUGGCACCUGGUGAAAGCAUUACAGAAUGCAGCCUCAGUUUUCUUAGAAUCAAAUAGGCUUUGGGGAUGAAAAAGUAGCCCCAACAGUAGCUACUGCUUCAAGAAUUAAAAAGGCAACCAAAAUGAUCAAGGGGCUGGAGAAAUUCCCCUAUGAGGAAAGGUUACAACAUCUGGGAUUGUUUAGCUUAGAAAAAGGAUCAGUAAGGGGAGACAUGAUAGAAGUGAACAAAAUUGUGCAUGGUGUGGAAAAAGUGGAUAGGGUGAAGUUUUCCUCACUCUCUCAAAAUACUAGAACUCGAGGCCUUCCCAUGAAGCUGAAUGAUCAGAGAUUCAUGGCAGAGAAAAGGAAGUUCUUCAUAUAGCUCAUAGUUAAACUUUGGAAAUUGCUGCCACAUGGUGUAGUCAUAGCCACCAACUUAGAUGGUUAUAAAAGGGGAUUAGCCAAAUUCAUGGAGGAUACGGCUAUCAAUGGUUACUAGUCAUGAACUCAGGCAGAGUAUUUGAUAAAACUUUUGAUUUUGAUAAAACCUGAUAUGCUGUGUGUUUUUACAGCUCUCAGGCAGCGUCCUCAUCGUCCUCGUUUAUGUCGUGGUUGUCUAGUAAGCAUUACAACUGACAGUCCAGAACUGCACGAACCUUUGGCAGCUGCUUUGGAAAAGUAUAACUCAGAAAGCAAUGAUGACUUCUAUUAUAAAGUGGAAGAGAUAACAAAAGCUACAAGCCAGGUUGUGGCUGGAGUAAUUUAUCGCAUAGACUUCAGUAUUAGGAAGACUAAUUGUUCCAAGGCAGAGUUCACAAAAUUCAAUGAAAACUGUAUUGCUACAGAACACGAGAAACAGUUGAACUGCCAUGCUUCCGUUUUUGAGAGAGCCUGGGAGUCAGUAAUCCAUACUAGAGUGAAAUGUGACGAUGGACCACCUACUCAGCAUCUGGGAUAGAGCUCUCCACUUAUGCGGCCAUUCUCACACCUUCAUGGCCUCGACCUCGUAGAGGUUGGGAAAUGACACACGAUUCUGGACUAAACCUGAGAAGAGCGUCAGCUGCCAAUUUAUAUAGGACUCCAUUUUAAUCGUUAUUUGAUGGGCAAACUUGCAUGUUAUUACACAACCUCAAAUUUCAGGAAGGAUCGGACAAUUUCAAGUAACUAAAUACAUUAUGAUGGCUUUUUGGUUUUUGCAGGCAAAGCCAUGUUCUACCCAUCACCAUAGUUUCAGAGUAAACAUGACCUCUCCUAGAAACUGAGGCACUGCUCAGUUAGGUCAUGCUCAUAGAUGAGGCCACCAUCAAAAAAACAAAAACAAAGGAUAGGUCUUCUGUGAAAGGAUGUAAUAAAAAAAUCCAACUGAAGAGAAAAAGACAAAGGAUAGACCUUCUGUGAAAUACCAAAUCCACCAUCCACUUCAAAAACCUUUUCUAUAAGAGGAAGAUAUAAGAAUAAAUCGAAACUAAGAUUUCUUUUUUCAGAUUCCCAAAUUCCCCAUUACAAGACAGCCCUGCAAGUUUAAUUUUUAUAUUUGACUGACUGCCAGUUCUGACACAACCAUUUGCUCCAAAGUGUCUAGGAAGACCAUGGAAACCUAUGAUAGUUCCCAUAACCUUGCUUCAGGAGGACCUAGUGAACUUCACACUUGCAGAACUUCUACCUUCCCAUGAAGAAGAAAUGGCUAAACCCCAUGAAACAGUUUCAGAUGCCACCUAGAGAUGUUUUGAAGAUUUUCUUCUUGCAGAUGCUCUGCUGCAAAAAACAAAUUGUGUCUUCAAGAACCCAGAAAAUCCUGCAACAAUGGAGGUGAAAAAGUUCUUGGGACUUGGAGUUGCAGACAUAUAUAACAUUAAAACCGGACUUUCAAUUGCAGAUGGUUCUCCUGCAGUUUGUUGAGCUCAUUUGCAAUGUAAUUGUCAGAUGUACAAAUCAGAAAUGUAAACACUGAUUUGGUCAUCAAUGUUGCUUUUUCAAGAUGCUUCAACUGGGCUCUCUGCUUCUUUCAUUGUUGAAGUGAAGCAUGAAUUUUUAUGCAAACAUUCAUCACCUUCCUUUGUUUUCAUAAAGGGAAAAAGCAGAAGCAAAUUUGAAGAGAUAUCAAAUUGAUCCAUAGACUGGGAACGUGGAGGUUGAUGUGGCAGCCCUGGGGCUGCAGAAAGCCCCCAGUUUUGAAAUCCGUGGUGCUCCACCGCAGGCAUGCCUCGUCUUUCUCGCUCCCCCGCCAGCCCCUGCCCUCGCUGGCCCAAACCAUGGCCCGGUACCUGCGUUCCCUGGAGCCCCUGAUGAGCCCAGAGAACCUGGAGCAACCGCAGCAACUGGUGUCAGAGUUCGAAGCGCCGGACGGAGAGGGCGAGAGGCUCCAGGCACGGCUGCCACGCAGGGCGGCUCACAUGGAGAACUGGAUCACGGAUUGGUGGGUUCAGUCGGCCUAUCUGGAAAGCCGCCUCCUGCUGGCUGUUCACUCGAGCCCAGCUGUUGCGCUGCCAAAGCAGGAUUUU